Paramecium sonneborni is the source of this 414-nucleotide messenger RNA. Lineage: Eukaryota; Ciliophora; Oligohymenophorea; Peniculida; Parameciidae. The record is from the annotation of a GenBank genome assembly.
AUUAAAAUGAUUUAAGAAGGAUUGCAAUUUAUCUUAUUUGUUCUCCAUCUAUUAUUUGGAUACUUGAUUCCAAUUUUGAUGGCUGCAUUAGCUUAUGAAUAAAAAAAUAAAGAAAAAAUGAGUAGAUGGUUGAUGCAUUUUUUCCUCAUUAAUGUUUUGAAGCAAACAUUAUUUCCAAUUUCAUCAUUCAUUGGAUUAGGUAAUAAAAAUAAAUAAUUAGAUGCUUUGAAUGAUACUCUAAGCAUAUGCAUUUUGAUAUUGCCAAUUUAUAUAUCAUUUGAAACCUUAGAAAAUUUAUUUGAGAAUAAUUAUGUAAUUGAUUCUAAAAUAAAAUAGAAUAAUAUAUUUGCAUCCAAAAUUGAAAUUUUAAGAUAAAAGACAUAUGAAGGAUUAUAAAAUUUAAAUUUAUUAUGA